Messenger RNA from Oryza sativa Japonica Group (Japanese rice), 1245 nucleotides. Its product is annotated as remorin 4.1-like. The record is from RefSeq and is a predicted model, not a curated record. Lineage: Eukaryota; Viridiplantae; Streptophyta; Magnoliopsida; Poales; Poaceae.
GCCUCCUUUUCCCACCUCCUCCCACCCAAUCCCCUUCCCCUCCUCUGCUUCCACUCUUCUCCUCCACCUCCAAGAACCCCGCAUCCAUCCAUGGCCACCACCGCCCUCUGAUCCGAUCGAUACUGAUCAGCCAGUAGCUAUGCUGGGUUCGGACCAGCUCGAGCACCGCCCGGCGCCGUCGGCUCCCCGCGCCGAGCCGGACGAUGUCGCCGACGACGUGGAGGUGGAGGCGUUCCGGGACAUCCACCCGGAGCCGUCGCCUCCGCAUCUACCGCCGCCGCCGCUCAGGCAGCCGUCGUGGGACGCCGCGAGCCACCGCUCGCUGUCGUCCUCCGGCGCGGGCGGCGGCGGCGACGUCGAGCUGUUCGCCACCAUGAGCCGCGAGUUCACCGCCAUGGUGGCGGCCGGGUCGUCGUCCGCGCCCAGCCCCGACGUUCCCGGCGACGCCCCCGCCGCCGCCGACCUGAACCUGCUGCAGCUGGCGCGCAUCGGCGAGAACGAGCCGGCGGCCGAGGCGAACGCGCUCGCCAUCGUGCCGGCGGCGGCGGGCAGCGGCCCGCCGGCGCCGGUGGAGCAGGUGAAGAAGGAGGAGGUGGAGGCGAAGGUGGCGGCGUGGCAGGCGGAGGAGGUGGCCAAGAUCAACAACAAGUUCAAGCGCGAGGAGGUCGUCAUCAAUGGCUGGGAGAGCCAGCAAGUCGACAAGGCCACCGCCUGGCUCGCCAAGAUCGAGAGGAAGCUGGAGGAGGAGCGGGCGAAGGCGACGGAGAAGGCUCGCAACGAGGCGGCGGCGGCGCGGCGGAAGGCGGAGGAGCGGCGGGCGUCGGCGGAGGCGCGGCGCGGGAGGAAGACGGCAGAGGUGCUCGACCGUGCCAACUUCUGCAAGGCCGCCGGCAGGGUGCCAUCCAAGCGCUCCUUCUUCUCCUUCUAAAGUUCUAACCAAAGCUAGCUAGCCUUGCUCAAUUAUAUCAUCUCUAGCUAGCUAAUUAUGAUUAUUACUUGUUUUCUACUUAAUUGAUCAAUCAAUUUCACAUCAUCUUCUUCUUUGCAUAUGGUUGAUCAAGUAGCUCUAUUGCUUCUAUAUAAUCAUGAUAUAUGUUGUAUAUAUAUGUGUUACUUAAUUCUGUAGAAAUGUGUGCUUAGUUUUGUAUUGUAAACAUUCAGAGUUCAGAGGAGUGUUCGCAAAGUAGUGAUUUGUACUGACCUUAUAGAACAUAAUGCUAAUGCUUAAUUACUUAGACUGUCCUA